Messenger RNA from Linum tenue, 522 nucleotides. The record is from the annotation of a GenBank genome assembly. NCBI's taxonomy places the organism in Eukaryota, Viridiplantae, Streptophyta, Magnoliopsida, Malpighiales, Linaceae.
AUGGUCUUCUUUGCAAGCAGGAACAAGAAGAUGGUGGUGUCGAUGUUCGCCGUCGUUGCCGCUUUGGCUGUUUUCGCUCCCAUGAUGGCUUCGGCGACGCAAUACGUGGUGGGCGAUGAGACGGGGUGGACCAAGGAUUUUGAUUACACCACUUGGACCGCCGGCAAGCAGUUCUUCGUCGGUGAUUCCCUCGUGUUCAAUUACCCAGCAGGGAAACACAACGUGUUCAAAGUGAACGGCACAGAUUUCCAGCAGUGCUCCAAGCCACUCGUUGGCGCUCCACUCACCACCGGGAGCGACGAAAUCGAACUCAAGACCACGGGGAGGAAAUGGUACAUCUGCGGCGUCUCCGGCCAUUGCGCUACCGGACAGAAGCUCGUCAUCACUGUCUCCGACGGAUCCGCCGCUCCGGCGCCGACUCCGGUCUCGCCAUCAACUGGGGCCGCCCCGGGGAGCAUCGUCAGUGCUGGGUUUGCUGCUGUCACGGUCGUCGUUGGUGUUGUUGGGAUGUCCAUGUUCUGA